Harpia harpyja (harpy eagle) is the source of this 10217-nucleotide messenger RNA. RefSeq names its product microfibril associated protein 3 like (gene MFAP3L). Lineage: Eukaryota; Metazoa; Chordata; Aves; Accipitriformes; Accipitridae. The coding region runs from base 724 to 1872 and encodes 382 amino acids. The transcript is spliced from 4 exons. The record is from RefSeq and is a predicted model, not a curated record.
CGCCCCCCGGCCCGGCCCCGAGCAUGCUCAGUGCCGCCCUGACCUACUUUUCCCCUGCCGGAGCCGGCAGCGGCGGAGCGGCGGGUAGCGCUGCGACACGGCACGGCGCGGCACGGCACUGCGGCAGCGCCGCGCUCCGCCCGCCCCGGCCCCGGCAUGGUGCUGCGCGGGGCGCGCUGAGGGGCACGGCGGCGGGCGCUGCCGCGGGGCGGCGGCGGCAGCAGCGUGCGAGCGGGAGCAGCCGGCGGGCAGGGUAGUCUCAUGAGAUAAAACUCCAUUUCGGUAGUGCCCUGAGGGAACUACAGUCUAAAACUUAAGAGCCAGAGCGGUCCUGCAAUAACUAUCGAAUACUGUUUCUUCACGGGGCAGAUUCGAACAGCAUAGGACGAGGGAGCCUAAGAGAACAGAGAGCACUACGGAGCGGGUACUUUUCUAGUGCCUUUAUGUGGAGAGUCUUGUAAGAGACUACGCUUCCUCACAGUCCUCUUUCAGUUGUUAGAUUGAAGUAUCUCAGAUGGAGCUUCCCUGAUAACCCUGCUCCGGAAAUAAAAGCACCAACUGUGUAAGCAAUGCUAAAUACUAAAUGUGACCUCAUUUGGAUAUUUCAAACAUAAAAUUGCACAGAUCAAAGUAGAACUCUUGUGUGACUUCCUCACCUCAAGGGCCUGUGUUCAACAGAACCGAUCCCAGUUCCCAGCCAGUUGUGUAUACUACUGAAGGAAAAUGAACAUACUGAACAGCCACCACUUUUUGUACUUUCUGCCUACCACACGCCUUGUCAUCUUAUUAGCAGCUUUGACAACUGCUAAGGAUGUGACUAACAGCACUUUCAACCACACUGACAUGAACGUGGGAUCUGUGCCUGUGGUGAUCUCCCGCAUCGACCAUGUUAUAGUCAAGGAAGGGAGUAGUGCCUUGAUCGACUGCAAUGUCCAAGGUAGUCCUAGUCCACAUUACAGAUGGUACAAUUCCAACGGCCACCUUCUCCAAGAGGAGGAGAAUAAAGCAGGAAAAUGGUGGUUUCUUGACAAUGGGCUACUAAACAUUACCAGCGUGUCUUUUGAAGACAGAGGUAAAUACACAUGUGUCGCAUCUAAUACAUAUGGCAGUGUUAACAAUACUGUGACGCUGAGGGUUGUUUUUACCUCCGGUGAUAUGGGAAUCUAUUACAUGAUUGUCUGCCUUGUAGCUUUUACCAUUGUUAUGAUACUGAACAUUACUCGGUUAUGUAUGAUGAGCAGUCACCUGAAGAAAACAGAGAAAGCAAUCAAUGAAUUCUUCAGAACAGAAGGGGCAGAGAAACUCCAGAAAGCCUUUGAGAUUGCAAAGCGUAUCCCAAUUAUCACUUCAGCCAAAACGCUCGAGCUUGCCAAAGUAACCCAGUUCAAGACCAUGGAAUUUGCUCGCUAUAUUGAAGAGCUUGCUCGGAGUGUACCUUUGCCACCUCUCAUCAUGAACUGCAGGACUAUAAUGGAAGAAAUUAUGGAGGUUGUCGGUCUGGAGGAGCAAGGACAGAAUUUCGUACGGCAGACAGCAGAAGGCCAGGAAACCACUGAUACAGAUGAGCUGUAUAUGAUUCCGAAUGCUUUGAAGCGUAGUGACUCUCCCACAGCUGAUUCUGACGCAUCGUCACUGCACGAGCCACCUCAACAGAUUGCAAUAAAAGUGUCAGUUCACCCAUUGUCCAAAAAGGACUGCAUGGACGGUCAGUCACAAGAAAGCAUGCAGUUGGACACCAAGGAAGAAGACACUCCUCAAACACCAGCACUUCCUGCAGAGCCCCCUCCUGAGCUUUCUGCUGAACUCAGUUCUGAUGACACAGCAUUGGCAAAUGACAAAAAUACAUGCAUUAUAUAUGAAAGCCAUGUAUGAUAGUUACUCCUGAAUCUAUGCAUAGCAGGAAAAUCAGGUGGAGCUCUUUUAAAUAUACAUAUUGUACUUGCCGCUAAGCCUUACCUGGAGACUAUCAUAGCAAAAGCAUGUAUGUGGAUUAUUUGGCACUUUCUUCUCAGUUUGACUUUAGUUUACCAUGAUGUAUGGCAGAGUAAUUGCUAUUACAUUAAUAUUAAUUGCUCUUUUCAAUUAGGAGUAUUUCCAAGAAACAUUUACCUCAGCAAUUUCUAGGUUGGAGCCACCCAUAGUGGCCUCCUGGAAGUCAUUGGUAGUCUUUGAUGUAGGACACUUGAACUUACUAAACAUAAAACUGGUUUUCAUUUUCCUCCUUCACUCUCGUUAUUUCCAUCUAUUGCAUUUUUGCAAAUAUUAUCUUGUGAAUUUGAAAUAUUGCCCAAGAGGCAGCACUCCAGUAGUCAAAUAAAAUCCUAAUAGAUCCCAUUUACAAAGCCUGUUUGCUCAGCUGCAUUGUGAUUUAGAGGGCUAUUAAAGAAAGUUAAAAUGUUUCCAUUUCAUUUGAGACCACACUGCUUAGGCACAUGGGAAAUAGCUUUCCCUUUUCCAUGGAAUGAAGAUGCCAAUAAUUGUUUUUUUCACAUCAAGAAACAACUUUGAGGUGUAUUUUGCAGAUGGGAAAGCCCAUAAACAUCUUACAGAAAGUUCCAGUCCAACAGCCCUGCAGGGUUUUUUUGCAUAUAUUUGACCAUUUUUUACUUUGCCAGAAGUUUAUAUGGAAAACAGCAGCAAAUAUGCAAGAUGUCUUGUUUUGUAGUAAUUUGGUAGGAGUAAGUAUGCACUACCUUACCAGAAGAUAUGCAGGUUCCUUAACAGUCCUGCAAACGCCCGUAAUCAGCUGAUGACAAGGCUGAAACGGCAGAAGAGCCUUUUAUUGGGAUUCUCAAUUUUGUGCAGAUUCAUAUUCUGAAGAUCAAUCCUAAAUUAAUCUAUAAGCAUAAGGUUGAGAGUGUUUCAUCCAAACUAAAAAAAAAAAAAAUUAUAAUCAAGUGUCCUGUGAAAUUACAAUGACGAUCACACAAACUAUUUACUGUGUUAUAAUUGCUUUGGUAUUUUAAGAACCUCCUACCUACGUAGGACGUUCACUGCUUGAGUACAUGUGACUCUACCCCAGUAAAGCUUUAAUGAUCACAGCGAUUGUGGCAUUAAAAAGGAUCAACAUUUAUGCCAGGAAAUGCCAGGGGUGGAAGGGAAGUGAUAAUUUCUAUUGCAGACAGACAAUAAAAAGGACCGUCUCCGGAGUGAGUCUGGAAAGAAAGCACUUACAAGGAGGAAUUUGUGUAGUAUUAAUAGCAUAUUACUUAGUUACCUGACACACAUUUAAUUUGCAACUAAUGAACAACCUAUCACCUUGCAGUUUUUAAGAAGGAGUGUAAGUACAGAUACUCAAAAUAAAUCUGGAAUCAAGUAUAUUGCAGAAAAAGAAGUCACCUAGGUCUAUGGGCAGACGAUGUGUGGAUGGCUCUCUGGACAUUUUAUUGAUGUAGCCACAUCUGCAUAAGGUGUCCAUUGGAGGCAAUCAGGUAUAUUAACUGCGCAGGUAAUUGAGACCAAACAAAGUCAAUGUUGCAGCUAUCUAAAAAAACCCUUGAUAAUGAACUGAGGUCUUAUGUCAACUUCCUCAUGUUAAAGUGCAGAGCUUCCCUAGCAGUGUAAUACAGGAACACCCCAUGACUUACGUAGGUGAUGCAGAGAAGGCUCCAUAUCUUUUCUAUGGUUAUUAAAAAAAAAUACAUGUUUAAUAAUGGACUUCAGAUUUUACGACCAACUUGUGAAAAUGACAGCAUUUAGUUGCCUAGUAUUUGUUUGUGUUCACCACAGUGGCAGGUAUCUAUAUAAAAUGCAUUUGCACAUGCUCAAAAGGAAACAUGCAAGGGCAAAGUCCCUUUAGGAAUGUGGCUGGAAAUAUUUUAGUUCCAGCAAAGCAAUAUAAAUCUAGAACACAGGGUAGAUUAAGAGAAUACCAUAAAGAACCUCACUUCUGACCAGUGCAAUUGAAAAUACUACUGAUGUAAACUGUUAACUUCCUGUCUGAGUCCUAAGUACAUUUCUGUUUAGUGUUCACAUCAGUUUUUCAAGUUACUUAAUUUGCUUCUGGUGUGAAAAAGGACAAGAGCAGAAACAAAAGCAGGAACUUGCAGUAAAUUCUUUUAAUUCACCUUAACCUCCUGAAAAGAGGGGGAUCUUGAUUUUUCUGCCUGUCCAGUAUUUACAAACAAUGCUCAUGCAUUCUAAAGUUACCUGCCUGGUGCCCAGCUAAGAUUACACAGAUGAGCAAGGAUGUUCUCCUUGAAAGCAUAAAAAUAACUUCUAAAUUACACUUUAAAAAAAAAAAAAAGAGUUUCAAAAUUAUUUAGUAAACUACAGUUUUUUAAUUUUAAUUGUUUUUUAAUUAUGAACUUUUUAGAGUAGAGACCAGACCCCUUCAUGUAUUCAUGUGGUGAUUGGUACCAGGCAGUUCUGAUCCUGACUGCUGCCCUCAGACUGGUCUCCAGCCUGUUUAUUAUUUAUUUAUUGAGAAACAUUUGAAAGCAAAUAAUCCCCAUGGUUUUCUUCAGUAUCUCUGUGUAAACUUCCUUGAAGAUACAGAUUAUGUUUUUUUCCAAAGGUUGCCCACAAAGAGCAUAUAUUUGAAGUACACACAAACGUACAUUGCAAACCACGUAUGAGCGACAGUUAUUUGGAUUAGAUGCAUGUUAAUAGGUGUAGUGCUGAAUUCCUGCUGUUGCAAGGUCAAAGGGAACUUCGACUUUGCUGGAGCUGGACUCACUCACAGCUGAGAGUUCACAGGUAGGACUGGUCCAGCCAGUCUGCUAUAAAUUCUUUGGACAUUUAGCUUUGUGGUAUUAUCAGAAUAAAAGCAAAACAGCACUGUAUCUGAAGAAAAUACAGAUUGUAAUGGUUCUGAUUUAUGGGGGGGUUUUUUCUGUUUUCAUGUAUGCUGCUCAGUAUCUUUAUGCAUCCAUCAUGUAACACCUGUAAGCCUAAAGCUUUUUACGUGCUUUGAGGCACUUCCUUUGUGGGAGAUAGAUGGGAAGCAAGACCCAAACCCUUCUUUCCUGUUCCAAACUUUCUGGCUGUGCUGUUAUAAAGUAAACAAUUCUGUUUGGCAGUAUUUCUUAGGGAAUGGAUAUUUUAUGGUGCAAGAACAUAAUCAACAAGUGUAAAAUUAAUGAUGGCUCUAAGAAAACAUUAACGUUUGCACUGUUGUGUAUUUUCAUGCACCUUAAGCACUUCAGGGACAUUAGAGUGAUUUGCUCCCUUCAUUGGACUAUGCACAUCUUUUGUUACAUUGUUCUAUUUAUUGUAUCACCAAACACUAAUGGUUCUUAAAAUACUCAGUGUCUAGAAAAUCCAGUCCAACUGUAUUUGUGUUCUAAAAGCAUAAGAAACACCAAGCCAGGCUUAGAAAGGAAGAGAGAUUUGCAGGAUAUAUUUACACGAUUUUAAAAUAUUUUUGCCAAAACUUCAUGAAACAUGACUAGAUUUCUGCAGCACAAGAAAUCACUGUUGGAUUUGAAUUUCACACUUACUGUUCUUUUUUCACUAAAUGUAAGAGCAUAUUAAUCAGACCACUUGAACAUAGUACUCACUAUCUACUUACUCAACAUUUUCUUUCUGAGUAGCAUUGGUUUACUGAUGAUCCUUUUUUGCUCUCUGAUUUGAAUAUGCUUGUGAUGAAACCUACCCUUCAGUCAUAUUUUGAGAUUGUAAUUUAAAAAAACUUUAUAAGCACCCAUAGAUCAGCAUUUUGAUUCAGGUUUAUUGGUAUUAGGAAAGGUACAGCAGUUCACUCCUGUGCUUAAAAAUUACUGUAUAAUCAUAAGACUUGCAGAAUGGCAUAUGCAGGCAGAUGUUGAUUUUUUUAAAAUCAGUGCCUGUUUUAUUCUAAUGUACAUACUAUGUCAGUUCCUUAAUUUGCAGUUACCCUUUGACAAAAGUACUGUAACUUAUAACCAGGGCUUUCUGAUGUUCAAUUUGGUUCAGAUCAACUAAUUCUGGAAAGUGUUAACAGUGUCAAAUUUUAAAAGUUCUCAUGGAAUAUCUUGGCAGCAUGCUAUUUUAAGAGUUGGCCUCUUAAGAAUGCCAUACUUAGUGGGACAACUGAAAGCUUCUUAGAUGCAAAGGAAAUGCUUGCACUAAAGUAUCUUAACUUAUAUUUCAUUUAUUAUGAAAUCCUUUUUGAUUUUACAAGAAAUGUAAGACAAAUAUGAAUGUGUUCUUUUGAGAAGCAAUUACUGUAUUUUGAUUUAAAUAACUGUUAUGAUUUUAUAGUUCACAGCCGUAAACCACAAAGAGACCAGUUCAUGCUGAAGUGGCAAAAUGAAAUGUGAUCCAGCUUGUAAAUUGAUCAUUGUUUCAAUAAAGAAUUUGCACAGAGUAUGCUGAGUUUGUACACACUCAACAAGAUGAUAAUUUCCUACUAAGAGUAUGCCAUGGCUCCAGUUCAAGUGUAAGUGAACUAUGUCUCUCAUUGUACAUCUGCUAAUAUUCCAGAAACUUUGAUCAGGAGAAGGAGUUAUUUACCUAGAAAGGAAGUUUAAAUAAAACUCUGAAAGGGAGCUGUUAUCAUUAUUCAGAAUAUAGACCCAAUUGUUAGUCAGUGUUGUUAUCAAUAGCCUAGAUUGCUCAUGUAUGUAGCAUCUUCUCUUUGGAAGUGUGUCAGCACUUCCACAUGUAAUCCAAAGGACUUUUUUGUCUGCUGUUUCCCCUCUGAGCCCUGUCGUGGGGCCUUGCAAAAAGUCUUGCUGCUGUUUCAGAGUUGGGGCCAAUGAAGUAAAUGUCUUUUCUCCCAGAGGCACCCUAGUACCAAGACAAAAUAGAAGUGUGUGUUGCCAUACCUGCCCCCGUUCCUUCAUCCACCCUAAAAGGAUGAAGUGAAAUGGCUUUCCUGUCCCACAGCAGUUGGACUAUAUCACGCCCUAACAGUCUUCAGCAGGACCUAGUUGAAGCAGACACUGUAAUACCUUGUGCUGGCUCUGCUGGUGCUACACAACUAGCAGCCAGUGGCAGUCACUGACAGAGAUGGAGUGGGGGGGACUUGCCCUUUCACACAUGAAAGAUUUGCUCUUGCCAGCUGCCUGUUCUAAGCUGAAAAACAUAGCCAAUAGCAGGAAAACAAUAGCUAUUUCAUGUUUUAACUCUUCUGUUUGAAAGAGUGCUGCAAUUUUGAAAAAUAUUUUCAGAAACAUUUUUAUUCAACAGUUUCAGUUGAGUUAAUGGGGCUGAGACAUCCACAAUUUAUCUACAAAUACCUAUGAAAAAUAGUGAAAGGGUCACAAACUGAUCAUAAAAAUGGAAUACAUAUGGCUAGAACCAUAUGCUAUUUUAUUGUUUCAGCAUGGGACCCUGUCUUGCAAUGGGGGCAGUUGGACAUGCUGUGACUUUUUUUUUAUAUGGAACAGCAUCACUUCAGGAUGCUCCGCUCCAGCAUGCUGAACUCCUCCAACAGCUUUGUUGGAGCAUUUUUCAGGAAGGCAAGGUACCACCAACCAGUUGGUCUCAGUGAGCUACGCUCCUGAAGACUGUGAAACAGGCUGCCCCCAGCACUUCUUAUGAUGAGAAGAUGUUUAUCAUGUGGAGGAGACUGCCUUACAUCAGUACUAUAGCGGCACUCCAAAACUAAAAGCUGCUGGUGGUAGUAACUCCACAGAGACAAAGAUGGGGACAGUGGGAGGUCUCUGCUCUCCUACUAAGACGAGCCAGGGACAGAUGGUGCAUAGCUCAGGGCUAGUACCCCAGAUAUUCGCAGCGCUACAGCACCACUUUCCCACAGGACUGGAUAUUUUCUAGCCCACAGCCUGCACUAGUGCCUGGAAUAACCUGCUAAGAGACUUGAGAAUCGGUUCCUUUUCAGUGUCCAUUUCUUCCAUCUCUUCCUCUCUCCGUUCUACCUUCCUGUGCUUUUUUCUGUCCCCACCAGCUCCACAGUGCUACUUCUCAAAUGAGAAGAGAGUGAAAUUAGUGGUCAGGACAAGUGUUUCUGCACUCCAGGCACCUCUGUGCCAAACUGACCUUUCAUAAGUCCCAAAAUGGACUUUUUUUUUUCCCAGCUGUACCAGGCUUUAAUUCUAUGUCCUAUAUUUAGCUUUCUGGCUCCCAGGCCCAAACUGAGUCAUUAUACUCUUACAGUAAAGGCUGACUCGUGAAUCCAUGGUAUCAUGUAUAAGUCUGUAAAUUGGUCAAAGACAGUAAUAUAAACUGAAGCUAAGUUACCAAUUUCUUACUCAAAAUCAGAAUGUAUGGCAGCAAACAAUAAAUGUGGCAGACUUAGGACACUCAAGUUAUGUAACGAGAAGCUAUUUCAUACUACAAGAAGACAAGACAAGAAAGAGAAAAAAUAACAGCCAGCCUUGUAUAGCAUGGAGAAUACAUGUAAAACCUUGCUUAUGAUUGAGUAGAAAUUUAGCAUCAGUAUCAAAUCAGUUUGCCAUUCUAUAGCCACUUUAUAUUUUGAGAACAGAUUCCUGUUAUAUCUACUCUAACCAGACCUUUCCUGUGUGGGCAAGCACCUUAGGCAUGGAAAGAGUACAAGAGGUAUCAGAAAGAGCCUUGUCUCCCUCAUCUACCAUUUUUUAAAUUAUUUUCAGGACUAUUUAGCUAUGCAUCAAAGGCCAACCACAGACUGCCACCCUGUCCUGUUGUGGAGCCACGGAGUUUGGGAGCUCCUGUUUGAGAUGCACAAGCUGGUCUUUCCGAAAUACCUGUGUCUUCUCUUGCAUAGGUUUUGAUUAUACCACCCAAUAAACCACUCAUAUUUAUUAAUGGCUCGGGCCCAGUCAUUCUGAAUUGAUAAUUACAGAGAAGAAAAAUAAAUGCUGCCACCACCUCCCUCUUUCUGAAGCCUCUUACUGUUUCUACCUCAAGAUUAGCCCUGACAGAUAGCUCCUGAGUUAUUUGGAUAUCCUUUAACUCCUUCCUGCUGGUGAACACUACCUUAGUCGGAAAGCAGGAUUGAAAAAAAAGUAUCAGCCAGAAAAAGAAGCUCCCUUCUAAGGAGACAAGCAUGGAUCCUGCCUCUUUAAAAUGCUUCAUUAUCCUUCCCUCUAAUACGUGCAGAGUAAACAGCCUCAGGAAAAGGCGGUAAAAAAUAGAAAUAAAUUUAAGAAGAUUAAAAUGGAAAAUUUUUCUCCUCACUCGAAACUUCCACAGGUGAUUUAUCUUCCGAGUAUAUUAAAUUCUAACUCAUUUAAUCAUGUGUUCAUUUGUUUUUAAACAUACUCAAGUGGAGGAAAAGGACAUUCCUAAAAACAAUGAAAUUUUCACCCCCAACCCCAAAGUAAAUUAUCACAAAAAUAUGGAACAUAUUGCCCAGCCCUUCUCUCAGGAUACCUUUUAUCAGGGAAGAUAUUUCUAGUCAUUUUUAUGGUUCUGCUUAGGUGACCGCAGCUUCCUUAAGGGAUUGGUGGAAGUGAGUUUCUUUUCUGCUGUCUUCUUCUUGGUUAAACAUUCUCUACCCUGUGUGAUCUCUUCUUUGUGUAUAAAAAUCAAUAUUCCACUGAAGAUUUAUCUUCUUGCUUCCUUUCCCCAUUCCAUUUUGAUACCUUUUUUUUGUGUUUUGUUUUGCUGCUUGGAUUUUGUUUUGUUUGCCCUAAAAUUCCACACGUUUUAAAAUAAAUCAGAGGAUCCUAAUGUUUUUUCAGUUGCCUGUUUUGGGGCAGGAUCGCUCACACCCAUCUGUAUAAUUCAAUUUUAAUUAUGCAGAUGUACAAUUAACUACUCCCAGAUUGGUGCAGGAUGAACUAAUCAAUAGGCUGCAGCAGAUUUAUUUUGCAGAACAGCAUCAACAGAACAGGUAAAGCCAUAAUUCCCAAGAUACAAGUGAAAUGAGUGUCCUCAGGCAUAUAUGCGUCUAUGAAUAUGCUAUGUUCUUUUGUUUGUUCACUUCAAAAAACUUAUAUAUGAUACAUGUCUGCCUUAAAUAACAUGUUUCUUUUUGCUUAGCUUCCCAUCAUGGAUGCAAUAGCACAUUUGCACUGUUCCUACACUUGUACAUCAGCUAUCCAUUAUCUGGAUUCAUUUAUCUUUUUCAUUGGAUAGCUUGCCAAGUGCAGGGGCCUCUCUAAAUUAGAUAUUUUUGAAGACACUGCAGACAGCUUGGUAAUACUAUGUAAAUGAUAUUAAUUUCAAAUGCAUUGAUAAAUGCUUUUUCACAUUUUUUAACUGAAAUGCUGUAUUUCUAUAUAGGCUGAUAUUUACAUGUUAAUGGCGUCUGUUUUUCUGUAUUCUUUUAACCAGAAACUCCAGUUUUUCAUAAGUGUGCAGUAAAAUGACAGUAAUCUGCUGCUGAAUAAAACUGCUUUUUGCAA